Vicugna pacos (alpaca) is the source of this 2066-nucleotide messenger RNA. NCBI's taxonomy places the organism in Eukaryota, Metazoa, Chordata, Mammalia, Artiodactyla, Camelidae. The record is from RefSeq and is a predicted model, not a curated record.
GCCAAGCCCGGCCCGCUCCGGGGUCUAUGGGGCCGCUCCUCUGCGCCGCCCCGCCGGCCCCACGCCGUGCCCGGAGCCUGCCCCGCGGCCAGGUAACGAGGCUGUGGGUCUUGCAGGAGACGCGGGUCCCGAGUCCCGCAGGCUGCUCUGAGCCCGCCUGAGCGGGUUCCCGCGGAGAUGGCGGCCCCCUACCCCAGCGGCGGAGGCGGAGGCGAGGUCAGAUGCGGGGGAGGUCGCGGCGGCAGCGUCCCGUGGGACUUUCUGCCGGGGCUCGCGGUCAAGGCCCCGCCCGGACCCUGCCUGCAGGCGCAACGGAAGGAGAAGUCCCGUAACGCGGCGCGCUCGCGGCGCGGAAAGGAGAACCUGGAGUUCUUCGAGCUGGCCAAGCUGCUCCCGCUGCCCGGAGCCAUCUCCAGCCAGUUGGACAAGGCGUCCAUCGUGCGCCUCAGCGUCACUUACCNGAAGAGGCGGCGUUUCGCUGCCUGGGAGGGACCGCCCUGGGGGUCCAGGAACCCAGGGCCUCUGCCCACACCCAGCAGCAUGGCCCCAGGCCGCAGGGGCCCCGUGGCGCUGGUCUCCGAAGUCUUUGAGCAGCACCUGGGCGGACACAUCUUGCAGUCCCUGGACGGCUUCGUGUUUGCCUUGAACCAGGAAGGGAAGUUCCUCUACAUCUCAGAGACAGUCUCCAUUUACCUGGGUCUCUCACAGGUGGAGCUGACAGGCAGCAGUGUCUUCGACUACAUCCAUCCCGGGGACCACUCUGAGGUGCUGGAGCAACUGGGGCUGCGGGCCCCGACCCCGGGGCCCCCCACCCCACCAUCCAUCCUCUCCUCUUCUUCCUCUUCCUCAUCUUCCUCCUCGCUUGCGGAUACCCCUGAGAUUGAAACCAGCCCCACUGAGGUGCCCCCCUCCUCCCGGAUCCAGGAGCGUUCUUUCUUCAUCCGCAUGAAAUCCACCCUCACCAAGAGGGGGCUGCAUGUCAAGGCCUCUGGGUACAAGGUCAUCCAUGUGACCGGUCGCCUUCGGGCCCGUGCCCUGGGCCUUGUGGCCCUCGGCCACACGCUGCCCCCAGCCCCGCUGGCUGAGCUGCCGCUACACGGACACAUGAUCGUCUUCCGACUCAGCCUGGGUCUCACCAUCCUUGCUUGUGAGAGCAGAGUCAGCGACCACAUGGACCUGGGACCCUCAGAGCUAGUGGGCCGCAGCUGCUACCAGUUUGUCCAUGGACAGGAUGCAACAAGGAUCCGCCAAAGCCACCUGGACUUGCUCGACAAGGGUCAGGUGAUGACUGGUUACUACCGUUGGCUGCAGCGCGCCGGGGGCUUCGUGUGGCUGCAGUCUGUGGCCACUGUGGCUGUGAGCGGGAAGAGCCCUGGAGAGCGCCACGUGCUCUGGGUCAGCUACGUGCUCAGCCAAGCCGAGGGGGGCCAGACACCUCUGGACGCCUUCCAGCUUCCGGCCAGUGUGGCCUGUGAGGACGCAUCCAGCCCGGAGCCAGAGCCCACAGAGCCAGAGCCUCCAGUGGAAGGAAAGCAGGCCACCCACCCAGACGAGGACAAGGCCCCCCCACCUCGGGGCAAACUCAUCAAAGUGGAGCCCCGUCCUGGGGAGACUGAAGACCUGGAGGACAGUGGGGAUGAGGAGCUGCCAGGCCACCUGGCCAUGCCCAGGCCUGAGUUCACAUCCGUCAUCCGGGCGGGGGCCCUGAAGCAGGACCUGGUGGGGCCUUGGGGCCUGGCGCCUCCUGGGGACCCCCCACCUUCCCUCCUGCAUGCGGGCUUCCUGCCCCCUGUCAUGCGGGGCCUGUGCGCACCCGGCACCAUCCGCUACGGCCCUGCCGAGCUGGGCCUCGUGUACCCACACCUACAGAGGCUGGGCCCCGGCCCUGCGCUCCCGGAAGCCUUCUACCCUGCCCUGGGCCUGCCAUACCCGGGGCCCCUGGGCACCAGGGUGCAGCGGAAGGGGGACUGAGGACUGGACCAGCUGGACCGUGGGGGAAGGGUGGGGACCCCAAGGGGGACAGGGCUCUCAGCCCCAGUGAAAUAAAGGCCUGCUCCCCCUCUGUG